AUGAAAAAGGUCUUUCCUGUGGAGAGUAAACAUGUGGCGACUAAGGCAUUGAUUGAUGGAAAACUGAGUAAAGAUAAACAACAAAUUGCUAACGCAUUUGGUGUAUACUUUAAUGAAACAGUAUCGCGGCUGCACCAAUCGUUUAGUAAUCUUUGUAACAACAUCGGAAAUAUUACAUCGCAGUGUUUUUUCAAUCGUUUAAACAGUGGUUUUGUAUAUAAAUUCGAGGAAGUGAAAGAGCAGUUUAUUCUAAAUAAUUUGCAUAAAAUUGAUGUUAAGAAAGCAGCUGGAUUAGAUAAUAUACCACCACGACUUCUGAAAGACUCUGCUAAUGUUAUUGCCAGACCACUCACAAAGAUCAUUAACGUAUCCCUCGAACAAGGAACAGUGCCUGAUGAUUUAAAACUUGCUAAGGUAAUUCCUGUUUUUAAGAAAGGAAAACCCGAAAAUAUUCCCACAGUGUCUAAGCUAUUAGAGAAAGCAGUCCAUGAGCAGUGGUAUAGAUUUUUAACAACGAAUCAUCUCUUGAAUCCUUACCAGUGUGGUUUCCGUAAAUAUCACUCAACGGAAACUGCGGUUAUUUCUCUCACAGACUCUAUUCGAAGGAACAUUGACCAAAAGAUGCUUACAGGAGCCAUAUUUGUAGACCUUAGGAAGGCGUUUGACACCGUAGACCACUCCCUACUUUUGGCCAAGUUGGAGAGUUACGGCGUAGUUGAAAGUGAACUUGAGUGGUUUAGUAGUUACCUUAACGAUCGAUCGCAAAUAGUUACCUUUCAGAAUAUGCAAUUAAUCAUUGCCAUGUAAUAUUUCGUCUGGAGUACCACAGGGGUCUAUUUUAGGGCCCCUACUGUUCGUUCUGUUUAUUAAUGAUCUUCCAGCAGCUGUUCAACAAUGCAAUGUUCUGAUGUAUGCCGAUGACACGGUACUUUUCUUCGCAGACAGGGACAGUGGUGUAAUACAGAAUGUGUUAACAACCGAGCUGGAAAAUUUGAGAGCUUGGCUGAUGGAAAACAAACUGUCUCUUAAUAGGAAAAAAAACAGAGACGAUGUUGUUUGGAACUAAUGCAAACUUAUCAAAGGUAACUAAUUAUGAGCUCUCAAUUGAUGGCUUUCCAUUGAAGCGUGUAACUGAUUAUUGUUACCUUGGUAUUACUUUAAAUGCAAAUUUGUCUUGGCAUUCACAUGUUGAUAAUGUAGCAAUGAAAGUGGGAAGAAGAAUUGGCAUGUUACGUCGACUACGGAACAACCUGACCCUAAAUGCGGCGGAAACGGUUUAUAAGUCGUUCAUUCGCCCUCUUAUGGAGUAUGGGGACAGUAUUUGGACGUGCUGUGGUGAGCAAAACAAAGGAAGGCUCGAGAUACUCCAAAAGCGUGCUGCCAGAAUGAUUUCCAGGUGCGCGCGAAGUGAUGACGCAAUGGAAAGCCUCAGAUGGGACAGCUUAGAAUCAAGAAGAGACGUACAUGUUCUCAAACUUGUUAAAAAUUGUAUUCUAGGGAAAUGUCCACAAUGUUUUAAUAAUUAUUUCGUUUUUAAUCGUGACAGUUCCUCGCGAAUAACAAGACAAUCAGACAAACUUCGUUUGCCUAAAGUAAGAACUGAAUGUGCAAAGAAUUCUUUUUAUUAUUAUGGAUGCAAGGUUUUUAAUAAGUCUAAUUAAGUCGAUCGGGACAUAUAGAUAGUUAGUUUAUUGUAGGGGUUUUAGAUAAUUUUAUACUAUUUUAGAUAAAACUGUAUUGUAGAUAUACUGUAUAUUUUUCAGGGCCCCUAAGGAUAACAGUGAACAUUCACUGAUUGGGUCACCCUGUGUAAAUAAAGUUUUUACAUACAUGUAGCACAAGUAAAAUUGCCAAAAUUAAUCCUUAAAAGGUUUUCUGGGGAUCCUAGUCAAUGGAACCCAUUCUGGGAUACAUUUGAAGCCUCUAUCCACAACAAUCCCUCCUUAGCACCGAUUGAUAAAUUCAAUUAUCUCAAGUCUUUCAUGGACGGAGCUGCUGCUGAAUCCAUUGCUGGAUUGUCCUUUACUAAUGCUAAUUAUGAAGAGGCAAUUGUUAUUUUGAAAUCAAGGUUUGGGAAUAAACAGGAUAUUCUGUUAAAUCUGGAUAUGGAUAUUCUGUUAAAUCUUCCAUCAGUUAAUUCUGAAAACAACCUGAAGGGUUUGCGCCAACUUCAUGAUACGGUGCAAUCACACAUCAGAAGCUUGAAAUCUAUGGGAGUAGCCCCUGAAUCUUAUGGUAGCCUUCUUUCUUCGAUGUUAAUGUCCAAGCUACCAACAAAUCUACAGCUGGUUGAUAGCAGAGUGGUUAAGGAAAACGAAUGGAAUUUGGACAAAGUAUUAAAUACCUUGCAGCAAGAGUUAGAAGCCAGGGAGAGAAUUAAGGUACCUGCAACCAACAAGGAUUUUAAGAAAUAUCACGGUUCAGCCUCAGCAUUGAUGGCCGGUAAUAAUCCAAGUUGUACUUACUGCAGGGGGUCCCACCCAUCAAAGGACUGUACAACUGUGACUAGUCCUGCUGCUCGUCAAGAUAUUUUACGGAAGACGGGGAGAUGUUUUGUGUGCCUAAGAAAGGAUCAUAUCAGUCCAAGUUGCAAAUCAACAACACGGUGCUACUCGUGUAAGGGGCGACAUCAUGUUAGCAUAUGUAAGGGUAAGGAGCCACCACCACCACCUCCUAGGGACCCUCCUGAGGAACAUGGGCAAAGCGGAUCCAACAAGCCAAAGGAAAGUCCUAGUUUGGGAACCCAUCCUGACGCAACCGUCUGUCACACAACCUCAUCGAACUGUGUCCUUCUCCAAACCGCAAGAGCAAAUAUAUAUAACCCAGAUAAUCCUGAUGGUCCCAAGGUCAAAGCGAGACUAAUCCUGGAUGGCGGCAGUCAGUGCUCGUACGUCAGCAGUGCACUGACAGGAACUCUCGGACUGCAGUCAAAGUGUCAAAGGUCGGUAAACAUAAAAACAUUUGGCUCUAGCGAGACUAAUGCUCAAGUUAUUGAUGUGGUGAAUCUUGGAAUAGAAACUGCCUAUGGAGCAAACAUUGAAAUGUUAGCAUUUACUGUGCCAGUAAUUUGUCAGCCAUUAAAGAACCAAUUCGUGUCAAAUGCUAGCAAGACCUACCCUCAUCUCGCCAACCUCCACCUGGGCAACACGAUGCGAAA
This is a messenger RNA of Paramuricea clavata, 3157 nucleotides long. Lineage: Eukaryota; Metazoa; Cnidaria; Anthozoa; Malacalcyonacea; Plexauridae. The record is from the annotation of a GenBank genome assembly.